GGAAGAGGCAUUGAUGUACAAACAUGUAUGUACAUGAGAUCCACGCCGACUUGGUAGGCCUAGAGAUCCAGGGGCUGGUCUACGGACCAAAUAUAUAACAGCUAGGAAUGGAGAAAAUGGACCGAAAUAUUCGUACCCGGAUCCCGGAAUCUCUAGUGACCACCGGUGAUCGAACCAACGAAAAUCCGAUCGGACUCGACAUUCUUCAUAUCAUGAUCCAAAACAAAUUUUGCACGCGGUUUCAAUUCCAAUUUUGCUUUUUCGUUCAUACUGCAAGUCUGCGCCGAAAUAGAUUAACAAUAAGCAGAGAAAACUUCACAAAGCAACUUAUUCGCACGAUGGCAACAAAUGACACUCCAAAUUUAACACCGAAUUCAUCUCAGUUUGUGAAAGAAGAGGAAGUUGCACGAGGGAAAUGGCUUUCGUUGAAUAAUGUAACAUACAAAGAUCCAACAGGCAGAGAGAGGUUAUGGGAAUGUGUGAAAAGGACAACUCGCCAAGCAGGAUCUGCUGAUGCUGUUGGUAUCAUCGCCAUCCUGAAGCGGAUGUUGAAAUUUGAUUGUCUUGUGUUGGUUGUGCAGUAUCGUCCACCGAUGAAGACGUGCACAGUAGAGUUCCCAGCUGGUCUGGUAGAUGCAGGUGAAACUCCAGAAACAGCAGCACUGAGGGAAUUGUAUGAAGAAACAGGAUUUACAGCCACUGUCCGACAUGUCACUCCAGCCUUGUGUUUUGACCCUGGAGUUGGAAACACUACAGUACAGCUAGUGUCGGUUGAGAUUGAUGGCAAUGAUGAGAAAAACCAAAGUCCAAUGCAGAAAACAGACGAAUCAGAGUUUAUAGAAGUUGUACCUGUUCCGCUGGACGUCCUUCUUCAGAGACUGGACGAAUAUUCGGAAAUGGGAUACAGUGUUGAUUCUCGGGUAUAUUCCUACGCCUUGGGUUUGCAACCAAAGACGUCUUAGUCAACUAUAGAUACUUGUAUUGAAUAUUGUAAAGUCUUUUAUCCAUAUGCUAUGUAACACAAUUAAUCUUGUCAAUAAAUAUAACAUACU
Ostrea edulis (European flat oyster) is the source of this 1052-nucleotide messenger RNA. RefSeq names its product ADP-sugar pyrophosphatase-like. Gene Ontology annotation, molecular function: ADP-ribose diphosphatase activity. Gene Ontology annotation, biological process: nucleoside phosphate metabolic process; ribose phosphate metabolic process. The record is from RefSeq and is a predicted model, not a curated record. NCBI's taxonomy places the organism in Eukaryota, Metazoa, Mollusca, Bivalvia, Ostreida, Ostreidae. Gene Ontology annotation, cellular component: nucleus. The transcript is spliced from 10 exons. The coding region runs from base 108 to 962 and encodes 284 amino acids.